Chroicocephalus ridibundus (black-headed gull) is the source of this 1288-nucleotide messenger RNA. RefSeq names its product galanin receptor 3 (gene GALR3). Gene Ontology annotation, biological process: G protein-coupled receptor signaling pathway. Gene Ontology annotation, molecular function: G protein-coupled receptor activity. Gene Ontology annotation, cellular component: plasma membrane. Bases 1 to 1248 code for a protein of 415 amino acids. The record is from RefSeq and is a predicted model, not a curated record. Lineage: Eukaryota; Metazoa; Chordata; Aves; Charadriiformes; Laridae. The transcript is spliced from 2 exons.
AUGCCGGGAGACUGGAACGCCUCCUCUGACAGCCUGGAACUGCGAGCCGCGGGGAUUAUCGUGCCCGUCAUCUUCUCCCUCAUCUUCCUCCUGGGCACUGUGGGGAAUGGACUGGUGCUGGCCGUGCUGCUGCGGAACAGACAAAUCAAGUACAAUACCACCAACCUCUUCAUCCUUAAUCUGGCCAUGGCUGAUUUGUGCUUCAUCGUCUGCUGCGUCCCCUUCCAGGCCACCAUUUACACUCUGGAUGGGUGGCUGUUUGGGGCCUUUGCCUGCAAGGCUGUGCAUUUCCUGAUCUACCUCACCAUGUACGCCAGCAGCUUCACCCUGGCUGCCGUCUCCAUUGACAGGUACCUGGCCAUUCGCUAUCCUCUGAAGUCCCGGGAUCUCCGCACCUCACGAAAUGCAGGAGUGGCCAUUGCAGCAAUCUGGUUGCUGUCACUGCUCUUCGCAGGGCCUUACCUCAGUUACUACCAGAUUGUCCAUUACCACAAGGUGCCCAUCUGCGUCCCCAUCUGGGAGGACCAGCGCCGAAAGAUUCUGGACAUCCUCACAUUUGUCUUUGGAUAUCUCCUGCCUGUGAUCGUGGUGAGCCUGGCGUACGCCAGGACCAUCAAGUUCCUGUGGACCUCCAUAGACCCCAUAGAAAGGAUCGCAGAGUCCCGGAAGGCCAAGUGUAAGGUCACCAAGAUGAUUGUGGCUGUGGCCAUCCUGUUCUGCCUCUGCUGGCUGCCCCACCACCUGGUCAUCCUGUGCUUCUGGUUUGGCCACUUCCCCUUCAACCGAGCCACUUAUGCUUGCCGCCUGGCUUCCCACUGCCUUUCGUAUGCCAACUCCUGCCUCAACCCCAUCGUCUACGCCCUCAUCUCCAAGCAUUUUCGCAAGCGUUUCAAGCAGGUCUUCACCUGCCUCUUCUUCCAGAACACGACCAGGAAGAAAAAGAAGAGAGUUGGAAAGAAAGUCCACAUGGUCCAUGUGGGCAAAGGUUUCACCAAUAGCACCAGAGGUUUCUAUGGAGGCAACACUGAGGUGACCCAGGUCCCAGAGGAUAACACCGGGAAGAGGGACCCUGAAGGUGCCAGUCAUGAUGCCAGAGCAUGGACUCACCAGCUGCAAGAUGCCAUGGUCUCUGUGCAGAAGGAGCUGCUGGAGGAGGAAAGUUUGGCAACAGCUGGCCAUCCCCUAGCCAUGACCCCUACAAGAGGAACUGAGGAGUUUCUGACUCUUCAUUACAGAUGUGCAAAGUGAAGAAGCCUGUGUUCCAGCCUGCGAGUAACCACUCCAUUCC